CUAAGUUUGUUCCGCCAUAUUUAUUGUGGUCAAUGUUGUUGCUGGUUUUGAAUACGCGUAUUUUGUCCUUUUAAGGAAUUAUCGGAUGUUUUAAUGAUAUUGGUCUGAGCGGAAAUAAUCAUUGACUAAAGUCGUAUGUCUAUAUUGCCGAACUAUGGCCGGUGUACCAGAGAAAAAGUCAAAAAAGAAGUCCAACGACAAAAGGCCUAAUAGUUCCAAUGCCACUGCCAACUCGCAACAGGCACUGCAAACUGCAACCCAUCAGGCAAAUGGUCGAGAUCAACAUGAUGGGGUUGUGCGCAAUAAUGAGCAAAGAUCCCAUUCGGAAGAGAGUCUGCAGGAGGAGGUGGAGCGGUUGAUGGAUGCUGAGGAGCCGCAGCGAUUCUCCCGGGGCUUCAAUCCGUACCUGGGAGGAGAGCGGUGUCUGCUGUGCAAGCGGGAACGUCCCGAUGCUGAUCAGUCGAGCUCAGCAGAACCACUGGAAGAAUUGGAAUCAGGCCCGGCUUCCCUGGCUCAGCUUCCCUUGUGGGUAUGCCCCUCAUGUCGUGAGAACCUAGAACUAGAGGAGAAGGCUCUUGCAGGAUCAACGCUGUUUCCGCAAGAUCUGGUCCUCCAUUCCGGUGACCUCUUUGAGGUGGCGAUCAGCAAAUCCUCGGAGCCAACCACGUCAGAUGGCGCACCAUGCAACUGUGAAGCUUGCAAGGAACGACGUGACAUCGAGGAGCAACAGGAGGUGGAGGGCAGACAGCUGCAGAAGUUCUGGGCAGAGGUGCGGCAGGCCGUGCGCUGCAUGUACCGCGAGGCUACCAUAGAGAAGACGCUCUCCACAAAGCACGACACAGCCAAGCUUACUGGCAUGGUCACCAGGUUGACCAGCAGAGACCCUCACCAGCUGUACCAGCGACUCGAGUCCCAAUCCCGGGAGUUUGUCAUCGAGAUGAAGGUUCGUCUCUUGAAGAAGCUAACGACUGGUCUGAAGACCCCGCAGCAAGCAAAGCAGUUCAUCACUGUACUUCUCGACGAGUACGACAGCCUCUGCACAGCUUCCAGCAGAGUAGCAUCCGUUCUCAUUGAGCUGGAAGAAAAGCAUCUCAACUGCUUCAAUCUGACUUGGGACAUGCUGGACAGGCACCUCUUCCAGAGUAUCAUCUACUCCGACCCACUCCUGCAAAACAGUCUCCCUAUGAUCAUUACUCAGAUGAGCCGGUAUGCAGGCAACACGGAGGGAAGCGGCGGUGAUGCUUGCUACCCAAACCUCCUGCACCGCUAUCUCAAGCUGGACGAUGAGAUGACCUUCAUAUCGGCAGUGUGGAGGGAUUCGCAGAAGCGCAUGGAAGAUUUCAUGCAGGAAGAGACUGCAAAGAAGAUGAAGCAGAAGAUGUUGAAAGAGGAUUGGGAGUUCUUUAAGACGCAGCAGAAGCUGCUGAAGAAGCUGAUGAAGAAUUCGGAUGCAGGCAGCCAAAAACAAAUCGAAGAGACUUUCCGAGAGGCCAUGCAGGAGAUUCUGUCGGGAGCAAGUCCCUUCCAGGGAACUGACCCUUGCAACUGCCCCAAGUGCCAGAAUAACAGGUGCCCGUGCGACGAGUGCACGCUGUCUCAGGUACUUGCAUCUAAGAUCAUUGUGCCGGACGUCACCGACGACUUUGUUGAGGUGCAGGCGGCGUCGCGUCUCAUCGUAGACAUCACGUCACCUUCCCUGUCGUCCAGCAGCAACUCCAGCCGGUCAUCCUCCCCGGAGCCACUGACCGCGAAUCUCAGGCGAGAGUUUCUCCGGAAGACAGAAGUGAAGCACAAUAAUUGCGACUGCCCCUCGUGUGUUCAGAAACCCUGUGCCCCGAAUGCGAAGCACAAAGCAUGUGAGUGUCCAUCAUGUGUGAAGCCCCUCGUGUCAGGCCUGUCACUGCAGCACCUCUACCCACGCGCACACUGCUCCCAGCAUGGAGGCUCAGGGUCCGGUUCACCCUGUCCUCAACCCGCUUACAACCUUCACAUGUCAGGCACGGCACAGACUCAGAAGCGACGUCCGUACAGCCUGGACCUGGACACCGGUGACGCGCUGCAGGAGCACAUCUACCACGCCUAUGGAGACUGGGAGAACGGGUAUGACACCAGCAGCCUUCUCAGCUCGUGCAAGUUGCACCUGCUAAAGAGCGAGAUCCUCAAAGCGAGCUCAUUCCUGCACAAGGACGGCAGCGGCGACCACAACGCCCCCAAGCAGGCGACUGAUAACGGCUGCGAGGAGGAGCCGCCCGAUGACUACGUCGACACGUCAUCGUCGUGCGUGCAGCAGCAGUCGCCGCCAGGUGGCGCCGGCAAGCCGUGCGGCGAGUUCAAGACGUCAGCGGUGCACAGUCAGCUGAAGGCGCUGCAGGCGAACCUGACGCCGGAGAUGAUCCAGUCGGCCGCGCUGAGCGUCGCGAAGGAGGAGGCGAUCCGCGCGCUCGCGCAGUCGCGCGCUCACGCGGAGCCCUCUGCAUACCCGUGCGAGCGCAAGCACUGCCUCGCGCCGAAGGCCGUCGACGUGCCGCCGGCGCUCUCUGGUUGUCGCAACGCCGACUGCCACUGCGACUACGACGACGUCGACGACAGCUGCUCGGAGAAGAGCACGUCGACGACGAGCUCGUCGCAGAAGGAGGGCAAGCAGUGCGACUGCUACUACUGCGAGUUCUUCGGGCACGGCGUGGGUGCUGCAACACCCAUCAGCAGGAAGAAGGAGGAGAUGCGGGAGAGGCUGCGAUUGAGGCUCACGCGCAGGAAGUUUGAUAUGUCACAGAGCGAGCACGUAGACAAUGUCCUGGACAACGACCAAGAAAAAUCCGACAGCACUGAUCGCAACUCGUCGGCACCGCGUGGCACGGAAAGCAUCGCCGACCUGCUGACAUUCAUAGAAGGCGUGCCAGUCGGUAACGAGCAGACCGACCGAGAGAAGCGGAUAUCGAAGAAGGCAGCGAAGAGAGCGCGGCAGAAGCAGAAAAAGGCUGAACUAAAGGAGAAGUCUCAGAUGGGAGAGGAAGAAGCAGAGGAGGAGGAAGAGGAAGAGGGUGAGGCAGACGAACAGCAGACAAUGGACAGUAAUGCAGAGAAAAGCAAAGCGAAACAGGCUACAACGGCGAGUAACGGCAGCGUAAAUCCGGUUGCCUUGGAAACCGGCGAAACUGGAAAGAAGCUCCUCGACAAUGGCAAAAAUCUACACCAGGGGACGAUGGAUCAGAGCGCAGCGAAGAACCAACGAGCCGAGAUGGCCACGAAUAGAGAUGCAAGCAAGAGCUCAUGGCAGGAGGUGCCUGCUCGUAACGUCAGCAGGAGCCCACAGCACGAGGCUCUAUCUCUAGGUGGUGGCAGCACCGCCACAAGCAACAGCAGCAGCGGCAGCAAAAACUCUCGGCAGGAUGGAUUCAUCGAGCAGACUAAGAGGAGGAAGCCGUCACCGAAUGAAGCGGCGCGGAGCGGCGGCGGAGACGUGCAGAACGGAGAGACGAGGAGGCCCGACAUGAAUCCCGGCUACCAGAUCGUCGGCAAGCCCGUGCAGGGUAAACCGACACCCCUGCCACGUCUAAACGGACUCGUUAAGCAGCAGGGGAGCACAUCAGUGGUGAAUGUGCAGAGGCCGUUGGCGCAGGUAUCUCUGCCGCAGAAGCAGCCCGCACGAGUGAGAUCUACUGUCACACAAGCGCGGCCUGCUCGCCAGCAGAACUCGGUCGCACUCGAAAAGCUGGAAUCUCAGCCUGACACUGCACCUAGUCCUGCUCCAUCUACCCCAUCUCAGCGAAAGAAGGACAAGAAGAAAAAGUCUGAGCAGCCCCCAAAGCAGCAGUCGACAACGCCUUCUCCGCAGCUGCCAGUGGAUACGACGACCGCGAAACCUGCACAGGUGCAGAUAAAUCAUGCUCAGCCCUCAGCCUCCACACCGCCAAAAGCUGGAAAGAGUAAUGUUGGCAAGCGGAAAGGCAAGGGAUCUGGCCCAGGACCUGCCGGCAAUACAUCUAUCGACGACAUCUUUCGGCCGAAGAACGAGGAGGAGCUCUCGGAGCUCGAUGACUUCGAGAAGGAGCUGGAGGCCUUCAAGAAGUUCUGCUUCAGCGCCGAGCCGCAGCCCGAUCGCGCCAAGGUCAAGGUCAAGCUUGACUGCAGCAGCGUCUUUAAGAAGAAGGUGUCGGCCAUGAGCUGCAGCAACUAGCCUUAUUCGCCGUAUUAACCGUAUUAUUGGAUAGGUGGCGCCACCCGUCGGUGGCGACCGAUCUGCCUGCCGUGCGACCGGAGGAUGGACACUGUGCUUGAGUUCGUUACCGUGCAGGAAUGUAAUAAUGUGCCUUUAGUAUAAAUACGAGGAGCUCUUAGACAGCUAUUAGAAUUUUGUAGUGCACAGCCAUGCGAAGAGUAGAGGAGAUUGCAUGCGUUCGCCGAUCUAGACUGCUAUAUCCGUGUGUGAGACGGCACGGGUGCCUUGACACGGCAUAUCCCGGUAGAGAAUCCACUUGUUGCACACAUUGCAAUGCAUCACAAUCUGACCGUCUCGGUUUUUCCAUUGCCAAAUGCAGCAUUCAUGAGCAAACAGAAACACACUUUGUUUUUCUGUUAGAAUGAUGACAAUGUAAGAUCAACUAUUUAUAUUUUAUUUAUAUGCAUUAUAUCAGCUUACUGAACGUGAGCAAUACCUCGCGUGGCUGUAUGCUAAUGUGUGUCAUUCGGUCAAGGUGGUAACCGCUGCAUCUAAUAUUUACACUUUAGCAUUUAUGUUGAAUUAUUAAAGUGAACCAGGUGACGCUGUUAAAGAUCUGUUGGAAGUAGGUUGUAUACUGUAUGUAGGCUAGCUAGAUCGUCGUGCUUUUGUCUUACUCGAUAAUAAUGCUAUAAACAUAUUUUUUACUUGAAACCACGUUCCAUUUACUGAAAGUGAUUUUGCAAGCGUAAAAGUUUAUGCAAUCCAAAGUGUAACCUGUGUGGGUGCCGAUGUGCAUGUUAUUAAGGUACCGUCAUCGGAAAGGGAGACGGCGUGUUACGAUUACAGAAGGCACAGCUAGCAUAGCUGCCUUGUUACCAUGGCAAUGAUUGUUCAACUUGAAGAAGUCGCGUGCACUUGUAUGUGGCUUUCGUUUUGGGUUUUUGCAAAUCCCAAGUUUGCUCUCCACCACCCUCCCACCAGAUUGUUGUCUUCGGGUGUACGGUCUACGUUUCGUGUGUUAUGUGCGGUGGCAAUGAGGUCUACAAUGUAGGACUUCUCGCAUCAGACAGAUUUUAAUAUGGCGUCGGCGGUGCUAGCUUGCGCAUUGCCGAAUGGCGCAGCAAGAGAAUGUACGCAGCACAGCGGGACAUUUUCAUUUUGCUUUUACUCGGCGGUUAGUGCACGACAAAUAACGAUUGUGCGUUUUCUCCCGUUUCUGGAGUUGCCUUUCUAAAAAUAAAUUUUUACAUGCAAUUAUGAA
Messenger RNA from Priapulus caudatus, 5423 nucleotides. Its product is annotated as protein FAM193A-like. The coding region runs from base 155 to 4177 and encodes 1340 amino acids. The record is from RefSeq and is a predicted model, not a curated record. NCBI's taxonomy places the organism in Eukaryota, Metazoa, Priapulida, Priapulimorpha, Priapulimorphida, Priapulidae. The transcript is spliced from 25 exons.